Pseudovirgaria hyperparasitica is the source of this 300-nucleotide messenger RNA. RefSeq lists its product as uncharacterized. The record is from RefSeq and is a predicted model, not a curated record. NCBI's taxonomy places the organism in Eukaryota, Fungi, Ascomycota, Dothideomycetes, Acrospermales, Acrospermaceae. The transcript has a single exon. The coding region runs from base 1 to 300 and encodes 99 amino acids.
AUGCGCCCCUCCACCCCCAGUCUAACCCUCACCCUCGCCCUCGCCCUUACCCUCCUCAUCACCACCCUCUCCGCCGCCCUCCCACUCUACAUGGCGCCCGUCAACGCCCGCCCACGCGCCCUCGGCAUCGUAGAUCAAAGCACGAUAGCGCGCGACGGGGUCUUUUUCGCUGAUGCACAGGGGAACGACAACGACAAAGACAAAAACAACAACGCGCAAGUUGUCGGGAGGACGGGGGAGGUGGACUGGCGGGCGUGGAGGCCGAGGGAGGUUUUGGCGAGGUUGAAUCUGCUUGGGUAG